Messenger RNA from Sphaeroforma arctica JP610, 1266 nucleotides. RefSeq lists its product as hypothetical. Gene Ontology annotation, biological process: triglyceride biosynthetic process. The coding region runs from base 1 to 1143 and encodes 380 amino acids. Gene Ontology annotation, cellular component: plasma membrane. Gene Ontology annotation, molecular function: long-chain-alcohol O-fatty-acyltransferase activity; diacylglycerol O-acyltransferase activity. The record is from RefSeq and is a predicted model, not a curated record. Lineage: Eukaryota; Ichthyosporea; Ichthyophonida. The transcript is spliced from 11 exons.
AUGGAUGAGAGCCGGCCCCUAUGGGAAAUGUACACAGUGUCAAAUUUGAAAGACGCUGGACCGGACGGGGAUUCCAAUGGUGUCGUGUAUAUGCGCAUUCAUCACAACAUUGGUGAUGGCAUAUCUCUUAUUGCUCUGGUUCUUAAAAUUUUUGACAAGCCACCGAUUGUCAAUAAGCGAGCGCCUAAAAGCCUGCCCAAUAUCUGGCCGAAAGUUCCCCCUGUGCUAAAUGCCUGCCAUACCAUCAGAAUGAUGGUGCAAGGUGUAUUCGAAGGUGUCUUAUUCACUUUGCUGCCUGGGGACAUCGACACAGUGCUUAAGGUGCCAAACGUUGGGCUGCUUGGGGAAAGACACGUUGCUACUUCAUCCAAAGUGGACUUGGAGAAAAUCAAGGACAUCAAAGAGAAGAUAGGGGGUACGGUGAACGAUGUUCUCAUUGCCCUGCUGACGGGUGUACUGCGAAGGUAUUUGGUGGCCAAUUGUAGCAAAACGGACGGCCAGAUUCGUGCGUUAUGUCUGAUUAACAUGCGAGACAAGUCUAAGAUGAUGACAAAACACAUAGAGCUGGAGAACCAAUGGAAUUUCCUGCCAAUUCCUGUGCCUUGCGGAAUGACGGAUCCUCUUGAUCGAUUAUACUUCUGUAAAGUGUACUGCGACGAUCAAAAGAUCUCACCAGCAAAUCUUGUGGCGUAUAAUCUGAAUAACGUCGUCGGUAAAAUAGUGCCGCCCGAUAUCUUCUGCGGCAUGACAUACGACCUCUUCAACAAAUGCACCACAGUCUUCAGCAAUGUGCCCGGCCCGCAGGGCGACGUAGAAAUGCAAGGCCAGAAGGUGCAGUCGAUAUCCUUCUACUCAAAUUCCUUGUCGGGAACCGUGUUCGGACUAGUGUCAUACAACAACGCGGUCCAACUAUCGGUGGCAGCGGACAAGGCUGUGAUUGCCGACCCGCAGGCCUUGGUUGACCAUGUGCACGACGAAAUCGAUGAGCUUCACCGGGCAGUGCAAGGCGAUUUCCGGAAGCCCGCACUCGAUAUGAAGAGGACUGGUCUGGACUUAACCGUAACGCUGCUAAGCAUUUUGCUCCUGUUUAAUCUGGUGAAGGCUGCAAUAUAUGCCCUUCUUUACAUGAUUGGCAUAUUUUGAGCGCACUUGAGGGCCACUAUGCAAGGAAAGGAAGCGGCCAUGACAAGAUGGAGGGACGAAGGAAAUAUAUAAUCAACAAACGACGCGGCAUAUAUAUAUAUAUAUAUAUAAUCAAUAAACGAA